Molecule: messenger RNA, 1482 nt
Organism: Bufo gargarizans (Asiatic toad)
Lineage: Eukaryota; Metazoa; Chordata; Amphibia; Anura; Bufonidae
Product: olfactomedin-4-like
Exons: 5
Coding region: 1-1482 (493 amino acids)
Biological process (GO): signal transduction
Source: RefSeq, a predicted model, not a curated record
AUGGGUGUAACUCAAGGAACUUGGAUAUACCUUGUGUGCCAGAACUUCCUUAUAGAGUUAUAUAAAAUGCAGUCCAAUGAUGCUGAGAGUCAUAGAGAAUACAAAUACAAGAUGAAGACCAUCAUCCUGCUAUUGUGGAAUCUGGGGGUUUGCUUGGCUCAGUCUACAUAUCCAGGUUUUUCUCCUCCGAAGGAAAAGGUUGUGUCUGGUUCAAUGGACGAACAGGGUGUCUGUCAUUGUUCUCUUGCCAUUCCAGAUUUGUUUUCUACAGAACAAACUGAGUUUCUGGAGACAUCUAACCUCAACUUGGGUCGCAGGUUUCAGGAAGAAAUUGAUAAGAUACAAGACUACCAGCACAAGGUAGAUAUUUGCCUCAAAAUUAUAAGGAACCUGACACGAAGAGUGGCGUUCUGUGAAGAGGAAGACAGUUCAUUUAGCCAACUAGACUUUGAGAUGUUGAAAUUCGAGAUCAGUGAGUUGGACGCCUUGGUGAAAGAACUCAAGUCUUCAUUAACUGGGUCAAAUGAGAAAGUAGAAGCCCUGUAUAUGGAGAUAAGUAUUCUCAACAUAUCUGCCAUGGAGAACCAACCAGAGAGACAUGACAAGAACGAUAUUAUAGAUUUCAGAAAGCAAACCGCUUCCUUGCAAAAACGUCUGGAUGAACGCAGAAAACGUCAAUCACCUUUUCAUGUGCAGUUCGGUACUUGUGAACAUGGUGGGAUUAUGAAUAUUAGCAAACCACAAGUUGUCCAGAUCAACCGGAGGGGAACAUCCUACGUGACAGGCGGAUGGGGGAAGGACACAUUUUCGGGCUCCGCACAAGAAUUAUAUUGGGAGCUCAGUAACAAUAUUUCCAGCUACACUACGGUGCGAUUUUAUCCCACUUAUAAAGAUCUUAAGCAGUACAAAAACUAUAAGGACCAGACACUUUCUGUAACCGGUAGAGGAAAUGAUUUAACUCUAUAUGACAAUUCCUUAUACUAUAACUGCUACAGCACUGAUAUUUGCAAACUUAACUUGGACACUAACAAAGUAGAUCAUAAGACUCUAUCUAAUGCAGCUCAUGGAUUUUCCUACUCAAAAUCACAGUACCAAGACUUAGACUUGGAGGGAGAUGAAAACGGUCUGUGGGUUCUUUAUUCAAAGCAGGAUGUACAAGGUAAUAUAGUUAUCGGAAUGUUGAAUGAAACGUCCCUUGAAUUAAUGAAAACAUGGGUCACCUCUGUAUAUAGGCCUAACGUUACCAAUGCAUUCAUGGUAUGUGGGGUCAUGUAUGCAACAAGAACCCUCAACACAAGAGAAGAAGAGAUCUUCUACAUGUUUGAUACCAACACGAGUGAAGAACGCUUCCUGAAAAUCCCUUUCGAAAAGAUGUUGGACAAUAUUCAAAGUCUAUCCUACAACGCCAAUGACCACAAGCUCUACAUGUACAACAAAGGCUUUGAGGUAAUUUACGAUGUUAACUUCAAGCCUCUAGCUUAA